Messenger RNA from Histoplasma capsulatum G186AR, 1518 nucleotides. Its product is annotated as mitochondrial carrier protein. The record is from RefSeq and is a predicted model, not a curated record. Gene Ontology annotation, biological process: transmembrane transport. Gene Ontology annotation, cellular component: mitochondrial inner membrane. The transcript has 2 exons. Bases 1 to 1266 code for a protein of 421 amino acids. NCBI's taxonomy places the organism in Eukaryota, Fungi, Ascomycota, Eurotiomycetes, Onygenales, Ajellomycetaceae.
AUGGAUGCAAGGAUGGAGAUGCUGAAGAUGAAGGAAAAUGCGUCAACGAUUCCGCCUGCGAGAGAGUCCCCUGUGGGUAGAGAUGGAAAUGGAGCGGGCCCAGUGCGGGCUGAGUUUGCGGCGGACGCGGAUAUGGAUGUCGAGGUGGACGUGAUUGCGGAUAAUGCGGGUGGCGUGAAGGCGCUGGAUAAGCGGAGUUUUGAGUAUAUAUUUCGAAGUGGGUUGGCGGGGGGUUUGGCGGGGUGCGCGGCGAAAACAGUCGUCGGGCCCCUCGACCGUGUCAAGAUCCUCUUCCAGACUUCUAAUCCCCAAUUCGCCAAAUACUCCACCGGCUGGUUUGGUGUCGUGCGCGCCAUGCAGGACAUAAACAGCCAUGAGGGCGUGCGGGGCCUUUUCAAGGGCCAUUCGGCAACCUUACUGCGCAUCUUCCCUUACGCCGCCAUCAAGUUCCUAGCCUACGAGCAAAUCCGCGCCGUGGUAAUCCCGGCACGGGACAAAGAGACACCGUUCCGCAGGUUGAUCAGCGGCAGCAUGGCCGGGCUGACGUCGGUUUUCUUCACGUACCCGCUGGAGGUAAUGCGGGUGCGCCUGGCGUUUGAGACGAAGCAUAAUGUCCGCUCGUCGCUGCGGAGGAUCUGUCGGCAGAUUUACAACGAGAAUAGACCCACGACGGGAUCCGCUCCUGUCACCACCGCGACAGCAGCUACAGCUACAGCCACAGCCACAUCUUCUCUCACAUCACCAUCAAAACCCCACACACUCUCAUCAACGCCCCUCCACGCCCCACGCUACGGCCUCUCGAACUUCUACCGCGGCUUCUCCCCCACCCUCCUCGGCAUGCUCCCCUACGCCGGCGUCUCCUUCCUAACACACGACACCGUCGGCGACUGGCUCCGCCAGCCAAAACUAGCCCCCUACACCACAAUCCCACACUCCGACAAACCUCCCGCCACCACCGGCACCGCACAACCCUACAAGCGCGUCCAACUGACGGCCCCGGCCGAGCUCCUCUCAGGCGCGCUAGCGGGCCUCGUGUCGCAGACGAGCUCGUACCCGCUAGAAGUCAUCCGGCGCCGCAUGCAGGUUGCCGGGGCGGUGGGGGACGGGCAUCGAAUGCGGAUUGCGGAGGCGGGGAAGCGGAUCUUUGCUGAGAGGGGGUUUCGGGGGUUCUGGGUCGGGCUGACGAUUGGGUAUAUGAAGGUUGUGCCUAUGGUAGCGGUGAGCUUUUAUGUGUAUGAAAGGUCGAAGUGGUGGUUAGGGAUUUAGGAAUUAGAUUAGGUGGGUCGGUGGCAUUUUUUUUUUCUUUUUUGUUUUCUGGUUUUAUAUAUAUUGUAUGUUUGUAUGUAUGUAUGUGUUUCUUUGUUUCUUGUUUCUUGUUUCUUGUCCUUGUUUCUGUUGCAUUGAGCGAGAUAUAGCUAUUUUCUAUGUCUGUUCCAUCUCUAGAUAGGAUUCUGUGAGGGACAAGGGAGUCCCCACCCCUUUUCAUUUUUAUUUUUUAUUUUUAUUUUUAUUUCUGGG